UCCACUCUGCUUUGCUCAUAAGUAAUCCCUGACACCAUCAGACACAACCUUCAAUAUUGAACAAUGACUCUUCAUUUUACCAUUGGUUGCUGGAUUCUGUUGUUUCUUACACCAGGAUAUACUCCUGUUUUUACAAAAGAUAAAGUCAACAAAGUACUGCGAGGAAUGGAUGCCACGUUACGUUGCAGAUCAAAGACAAGUUUUCCUCCGAAGUGGGAAUGGGUCACCAAGCAGACAUCAAGUAACAUCAAGACAUUAGUGGUGAACAACACUGCAGAUCUGCUGGUGGAAAACUUCCAGGAGAUGAAUGAAGGCAAUUACAGCUGUAUCAAUGGAACAGCAAAAAACAAAUCUGCAGUGAAACUGGAAAUACAGCUGAGUCUAAAGAAUAGCACGCCUGUGUACAGAAUCAGCAGGACCGGCUCGUUGCAUCUCUUUUGUGAACCUCCAACACCAACAAGGCUUGAGGGCUUUUGGAGCUGGAGACAGACUGGGUCUGAAGAAGACUGCAAACGGCCUGGUUCAGGACAGCCUGGGUCUAAAGGAGACUGCAAACGGUCUGGCUCAGGACAGACUGGGUCUGAAGAAGACUGCAAACGGUCUGGCUUAGACCUGGAGCACUUUGGAAAUCGAUCUGAAGUAAAGAGUGGGUCCGGCAACAAAUUUUCACUGCGCAUCUCCCCUCUGCUCUGGAAUGACUCUGGACAAUACCGAUGCACUCUUUGUAAUGGAAACAAACUUCACAAGCAAUGCACUUAUGAAAUAAUUACAGUGAAAGUGUACUCCGAGCCCAUGGAGCUGACUGAGGGAGAGGACGGCUCCUUGGUCUGCGCCGUUUCACAUGUGACGGAGUCCACCAGACUGCUGUGGAUCGACACGCGGAGUCAACAGAUGUUCUCCGGCCCCGAGGCACAGAAGCACACGGGCGAGUUCCGGCUCGCAGUGAGGAACGUCACGCUGGCGCAGAACGCUUGGAAGUGCGCUGUGUUCCACAAGGACCGGCUCCGAGCGCUGGUCCCGUUCACACUGACUGUGAAGAGCCGAGCCACACGGCCCCCCGGGCCCCCUGCUGGAGGUGAGGGAGCGAGAGUCACAGACAGACCGGGCCAGGACCCUACUGCAGCUGCACGAAAUCCCUCCGGAAACCAUCCAAUUUAUCUGUCACUGGUCUGUCUCUCUGGUCUUCUCGUAUGCGUGGGAACAGCUUUCAUAAUCCACUGCUGUCGGAGACGCCAAGACCCAAUCCAACUGCCCCCUCCCACACUUCUCCCCACCCAACCCUCCGCCAAAGGUGAUGAACAGACGCCAGAUGACGACGGUGCUGUUCAUUAUGCUGCAGUGCAUUUUAAAAUGAAAAAAGGUAAAGCUGACUCCAGUACACCAGCCACACUUGCUACUGACAAUCUGACUCCUGAAGAGGACUCGGUGAUAUAUGCAGAUGUGGUCCUGGCAACCGGAAUUAGAAGAUGAUUCAUUCAUUUUAAUUUUACUACAGACGUAAUUUGUUCAAGUCUUUUUUUUAGGUUCUGACAAAACAUAUAUCUGCAUAUGAGAAGUCUUUGGGGGAUUUCCUUUACAGAUUCAUGGAAAGAAAAUGUAGUUGUUGGAAAUGCGAACUUCUGUUAAAAUUUGGAAUGGGGAAGUGGUUAUAUAUUUAGUUUUAGCUACAGUGGAAAAAAUGAAAUAAAAAGGAACUCAAAUUCACUUUGGAGUAGCACCAAUAAUACUAGUUUUUCAGUGAAGGAUACAAAUGGUUAAUUUUCGCUUGCUGAAUGCAGGACAUGCAUUGCUGAUGCUCUUUUUAUAAUGGGUCAUUUAAUUGCUUAAUUACUAUUCUUUGAAAGUCUUUUUCAUCUAUUGUCUAUUUAAUAUUUUUUUUGUUUAAAGAAAUCAAAAUGCACAUGUUUUGUGAAUUCUUUAUGCAUUCCUCAAAACCUUAAAAAAAAUUUUUUUUUUAAAUACAAUUAAGCUGAUUUUGAAUGUCACGCACAGUGUUAAGUUCUUUGGGAAAGAAUAGAAAAUGUGAUAUUACCACUGGUGCAAGCGGGAUAAUGGCGCCCCCUCUUGUCAUUAUAAUAAAUUACUUCUAUGAUUAUAAAAAUCUGGAAUUUUGAGCGGAAACAUGAAGAGAUUUCAAAGGUAAAGGGAUGUACACAAGUAAACUGAAGCAAACACUUUUUAUGGCAUGUGCUGUAUAAUUUAUUACAAAUAUAUGGCCACAAGCAAGAUUAACAUUAACAUU
Molecule: messenger RNA, 2242 nt
Organism: Anguilla rostrata (American eel)
Lineage: Eukaryota; Metazoa; Chordata; Actinopteri; Anguilliformes; Anguillidae
Exons: 8
Coding region: 64-1470 (468 amino acids)
Source: RefSeq, a predicted model, not a curated record